Molecule: messenger RNA, 1353 nt
Organism: Sphaerulina musiva SO2202
Lineage: Eukaryota; Fungi; Ascomycota; Dothideomycetes; Mycosphaerellales; Mycosphaerellaceae
Exons: 2
Coding region: 1-1353 (450 amino acids)
Biological process (GO): protein stabilization
Cellular component (GO): nucleus; membrane; cytoplasm
Molecular function (GO): protein-folding chaperone binding; adenyl-nucleotide exchange factor activity
Source: RefSeq, a predicted model, not a curated record
AUGGAUCGGUCGUUGGGUGAAGUCGAGUGUGUCGAAUCGAAGUUUGUCGUUGACGCGCGCAGAAUUUCUGGAGCUAAACUUACCUCAACUCCGCCCCGCCCUCGCCCUCCGUCACUGUCACCUACCAGGCUGCUUCCCUCAGCAACCGUGGCGUCGUCCUCCGGCACUAGUCUGCUCGAGAAGCUGCAGCACUUCCUACCACUGACGAGCAACUUCACUACUGCGACCUUCGAACACGCCGCUAGAGUCGUCGAAAGCCUUCUGGGUGUCUCCCUCACGAGCCACGCUCCAUCCGAGGACCCUGGUACCACCACCACCUACGAGGCGCUGUCGAGCGUCGUGUCCGACUUCGUCGCUGAUCGGACGCCUCUCGAAAACACGUCCAUCUUCCUUGCGCUCGCCACUUUCCUGUUCCUCAUUAUGUCGUGGACGCAGCGCUUCGGUGGAGGCCUCGGCCGCUUUUCUCCCUUCACACGCUCUCCGCCUCAAGGUUCAACCAAAGUCAGUGACGCCGACUUCAGCUACAUCACAGCCGACGACUUGCGAAGACACCAAGCUGAAUCAAUGGGACAGCAACCCGCAGAAGCCGACUACGGCCCGCCUCGCGACACCGACGUCCUUAUUUUGCGCAAUAAAAAGAAGGAGUAUGCCGUGCACUUCCCGGCAUACAGCAUUGCCAAAGGCGAGCUCACUGUGGGCAAGGUGCGAGAUCAGGCUGCGAAGGCGACGCAGUCCGACGCACGCCGGAUCAAGUUGCUCUACAAGGGCAAAAAUCUGAAAGACGAUUCGCGACUAUGUCUCCAGGAGGGAUUGCAAGACGGAGCUGAACUGAUGUGCGCCAUCGCCGAGGGCAUGACUUCACCUAGCGAUAGCGAGGAGUCCGACGACGAGUUUGCCAACGGGACCGGUACGGCAGAUGGUGAGGCCAAGCGUAGACGUAACAGAGGCAAGAAAAGCAAGCGGCGCAACAAGCGAGAUCAAGCUGGAACAUCGACUCCACAAGCCGGUGAGCCUCCGCUUGGCAUGCCACCGAACGGCCAGCAUGCUUCCCGCACGCAAUCGCCUCGUCCACCUGCAACCCCAGCUACACCCCUUGACAAGCUCAAUGCGCUUCAUCAGAAGUUACAGGAGUUCGUCCCCGACUGCGAGAAAUUCCUGGCCUCACCCCCUACGGAGCCUGCGAAGAAGGACUUUGAGCACAAGCGAUUAACGGAAACGAUAUUGACCCAUGUUUUACUCAAAACUGACGGAGUGGAGACUGAAGGGGACGAGGAAGCCAGGGCGAGAAGAAAAGCGCUGGUGAAGGAGACGCAGGCGUGGUUGAACCGACUAGAUGCCGCAAGGAAUUCAUGA